GCGCUGCGAACGUGGGAUGGGCCGGAGCGAUUGGCGCCCUUUCAUCUACGGGGGCGUGUCUGCCUGUAUUGCUGAGUUCGGGACAUUUCCCAUUGAUACAACCAAGACACGGCUGCAGAUCCAAGGUGGACGCUGUGAUGCUGGGGGGGUGAUCACCAAGCGCUACCGUGGGAUGCUUCAUGCACUCCUUAAAAUAUCUCAUGAAGAGGGAAUCAGGGCACUUUAUUUUGGAAUAGCACCGGCUGUACUUCGUCAAGCUACAUAUGGAACUAUCAAGUUUGGUCUUUAUUACUCACUCAAGCAGAUGCUGGUGACUAAUCCUGAUGAAGAAAGAUUAGGCAUUAAUGUGUUCUGUGCAGUCACUGCAGGGGUUGUGGCAAGUGCAAUGGCCAACCCUACAGAUGUACUCAAGGUGCGACUACAGAGUGGACGCACAGAAUUUAAGGAGAAGAGUCUUCUGCAAGCAUUUCUCAGUAUUUAUAACCAGGAAGGUGUGCAGGGUCUAUGGAGGGGAGUGUGUCCGACUGCUCAGAGAGCGGGUGUAAUUGUGGGUGUGGAGCUGCCAAUUUAUGAUAUGUGCAAACACUAUUUUAUACAGAUUAACUUGCUGCCAGACAAUGCUACCAACCACUUCCUGUCAAGCUUCAUAUCAAGCCUUGGAGGUGCAGUUGCCUCUACUCCUCUUGAUGUUGUCAGGACAAGAGUGAUGAAUCAAAAAAAAUUAAAGGCUCCAGCACAAGUUAGUGGUAAUGGAGCUGUCUGUACUUCCAGGAUUUAUUCAAGUACUGUAGACUGUUUAGUACAGACUGUAAAAUCCGAAGGACCCUUAGCACUUUAUAAGGGCUUCAUACCAACGUGGCUCAGACUUGGGCCAUGGAAUAUCAUCUUCUUUGUCACUUUUGAGCAGCUAAAGAAGUUCUAUUAAUGUAAAUUACAUUCAUCAUCUGAAAUCAUCAUCAUGCUUCUGCUGAAGCAGAAGCUCCUGUAGCUUCAGAAGACAACCUUCAGUAUCAAGAUCUGUCAGGCCUUUUGGCAUUACUUUAAACUACUGCUGUGCAGCUUUAAGUGGACUCAGCAUAAUUUUCCUGCCCUUUUUAAAUCAUAGAUUUUGGGGUGCAUGGGGCUUUCCUUUAUUUCUUGUUUAAAGAUUUGAAUAUUAUUGCACUACAGAAAAAUCUAGUACUACAGAGAGAUGAAAAAUUAACGAUUUAAGAUCAGAUAUUCAGACAGGAAAGUCCUUUGCUCCAUACAUUUAUUUAUUCUUGUACAGCCUCAGAAAUGGUUGCCUAUAGCAUUUUUUUUUUUACUAUAGGAAAAAACCAUUCUGAGGGGAUCUCAUGGUAUUCAUGAAUAAUCUCCUACUUCACUUCCAUUUGUACAUGAUGCAUUGUGUCAUUGUCACUUGUUUAAUGUAAACACCAAGGGGAUGUAAUGUCAAGUCAUUGGCAGUUUGUUCAUCAUUCCAGGUGUAAAGUUCUCAAUGUUUUUAUAUACAUUGCGAUAAAGUUAUGUAGUAUACAUUUAAGAAAAUAAAAAUCACUUAAGGUGAAAUGUAUUUUUCAAUUACAAAUACUGUACUGUACUGUAUAUGGAUAUUUGAUAUAUUACUGUUGCUCUUUGAUUAAUGGCAAUGCCAUUUUGAAACCAAAGAUCCUUGGAGACUUUUGAUAUAGUGGCAGUUAUAGUGUGUAAACUGCAGUUCUGAUUUUUUUUUUUUUUUUUUUUUUUUUUUAAAGAUUGUGAGCAUUAACUCUACUUAUAAUCCACAUUGUCAUUUUAAUGGCAUUUAAUAAUUCUGUAAAUGUGCUUUAUUUUUUAUUUAAACUGAAUUAUACAUCUUUACCUCUUACAAAAAAAAAAAAAAAAUUGUAGACAGCAGUGUAGCUCACUCUUUAACUCUCCAUUAAUUUAUUGCAGUUGACAUCAUUUAUUGUGAUGGUGAAAUUAUCUAUUUUUGUAGGUUGUGGACAAACUUGGCUGCCGAGCUACGAGGCAGUGAUUUAUACAGUGGACCCCCGGUUAACGAUAUUUUUUCACUCCAGAAGUAUGUUCAGGUGCCAGUACUGACCGAAUUUGUUCCCAUAAGGAAUAUUGUGAAGUAGAUUAGUCCAUUUCAGACCCCCAAACAUACACGUACAAACGCACUUACAUAAAUACACUUACAUAAUUGGUCGCAUUCGGAGGCGAUUGUUAUGCGGGGGUCCACUGCAAUUGUAUUCAACUUUAGUUUUUAUCUAUGACAAGAUCUGUUCGUAUUGUUUCAAAAUAAACCCCCAAUCCAUUUGGGUUAUGCAGCACAAGAUCUGUUAUAAAUUUUUUUUUUUGAAAUGUGAAUGUAAACAGUUUGCUAUAACUGUGCUGUUUUAUAAUGCGACUUACUUUGUAUUUAGUUUUUCCAUGUUCAAUUUUUUUUUGAGGGGGGAUGGCAAGUGAAGAAAGGGUAAAUGAUAUUGAAUUAAUUCUUCAAAAUAAAAGUUACAACAGUAAAA
Cherax quadricarinatus is the source of this 2489-nucleotide messenger RNA. The record is from RefSeq and is a predicted model, not a curated record. NCBI's taxonomy places the organism in Eukaryota, Metazoa, Arthropoda, Malacostraca, Decapoda, Parastacidae.